Molecule: messenger RNA, 1224 nt
Organism: Aspergillus saccharolyticus JOP 1030-1
Lineage: Eukaryota; Fungi; Ascomycota; Eurotiomycetes; Eurotiales; Aspergillaceae
Product: putative esterase/lipase
Exons: 1
Coding region: 119-1006 (295 amino acids)
Molecular function (GO): hydrolase activity
Source: RefSeq, a predicted model, not a curated record
CCAACUACUAACCGAUCCUACAGACCUAACUUAUUUAUGUGCCUGGAACCCAAGUUCUGACCUCCUCUUGGCAGAUAGCUAUUUGCAAACGUGGGGCGGACCUUAUAUCCUACACGCCAUGUUCUUUCUUACCUACCUCUACUACAAACUGCUAGCCGUCUUCCUCAGGCGAAUUACCGUGCGAAAAACCCCUGAAGCCAGCCCUGAUGAGGUCCUGCAGAUCGAUUCCCGCGACGGUGGCCGGACCAUCAAAGUGCACUUGUAUCGCAAUGCCUCCGCAUCGACCUCCAAGCCCACGCCUGUAUUGGUGAACUUCCACGGCAGUGGCUUCGUCUUUCCGCUCCACGGCAGUGACGACCCGUACUGUCGGCAGAUGAGUCGCGAGACCGACCGGACUGUUCUCGAUGUCCAGUACCGCCUCGCUCCCGAGAACCCUUUCCCCGCGGCGCUGAAUGACGCCGAGGAUGUCGUGCGGUGGGUGCUCGCUCAGCCAGACAAGUUUGACCUCAGCCGGGUGUCCCUGUCCGGGUUCAGUGCCGGCGGAAAUUUCGUUCUGGCGGCGGCGGGGAAUCUCUUCCCCCCGGAGACCUUUCACUCCGUGAUCGCGGUGUAUCCUGUCGUGGACAUCCACACGGAUGCCGCUCUGAAAGUGCCGCCGGAUACGUCUGGGAAAGCCAUUCCCUUGUUCAUGUCGAGAUUCUUCGACGCAUGUUAUACGCACGGCAAGUAUGAUACCAGAGAUCCCCGCAUCUCGCCGCUGUAUGCGAACCCGGAGCGCUUUCCCAGUCGGGUGAUGAUUGUGACGGCGGCGUGUGAUAACUUGGCGGUGGAGGCGGAGACACUGGCCCACAAAAUUGCCAAGGCGCCCGGCAAAGAUCGUGAGGUGGUGCAAGUGCGCAUGCAGGGUUGCAAUCACGCCUUUGAUAAACGGGCAUUACCGGGAACCGUACAGUGGGAUGCUAGAGAGAAGACUUAUGCCAUGGCGGGGGCGAUGUUGUCGCGUUAAAGGGAAGGACAGAAUAGCAGCAGUGGCAGUAACUUAAUUAGUGUGUACGGUCCAUGUAGCAGGAUAUUCAAGAUGGAGUCCCCUAUGAGGGAACAGGGCAACUUUAUUGGUACCGCACGGAGAUAUGGGGGUCAUGCAAAUCAUGAUGCAGGAGAUUACGCGGUGAAGUCUUUCUGUAUGGUAAUUAACUAGGUAGUCAAGACAUGGUGCCAUUACCC